Messenger RNA from Galeopterus variegatus (Sunda flying lemur), 1642 nucleotides. RefSeq names its product chromosome unknown open reading frame, human C11orf24. The record is from RefSeq and is a predicted model, not a curated record. The coding region runs from base 261 to 1559 and encodes 432 amino acids. NCBI's taxonomy places the organism in Eukaryota, Metazoa, Chordata, Mammalia, Dermoptera, Cynocephalidae. The transcript has 3 exons. Gene Ontology annotation, cellular component: Golgi apparatus.
UCUGUUACCAGAAAGGAGCAUCUGCCUUCAUCCUGCACAUGCCACAAAGCAUGCCAUGGCCUGGGAGUGCUCCACCAAGCUGCCAGACCUCUCCCGGCGAGCAUACUGUGUCCAGCCCACAGCUCCUCAAGGAGGAAGAGGGCCCAGAGUAGGAGUACACCCUGAGCAGCUGCCUCUGAUCCCUUGGCCAAGCAGAAGGGAACCAUUAACAGUCUGAGAAGCCAGUCGGGAGCCUCAGGGACGCCCAGCUCACCUGCAAGAUGUGGACAGCCCUUGUGCUCACGUGGAUUUUCUUGUUGUCCCUAUCUGAAAGCCAAGUGGCAGCCAAUGAUCCACGAUUUAACUUUGUCCUUCACAAGGUGUGGAAUAAAUUAGUCAAGAAAGAUGCAUCUGUGCAAACCCUUACAACAGCUGAUAAUAACACGUCCGAGAAUACAGCCAUGGUGACAUCUUCUCCUGUCACAUUGACCACAGGGACUUUGGUAGCCAACCUCAACUCUACUGAAGUCACAGCAGAGACAACAAACAGGACACAUGCAGGCGCGGUAGCUACUACAGAAGGUAUGGCUGAUGGUGCGGCCUCCAGUGUGCCUGUGCCACCUGUCCCCACAGCCACAGGGCAGACUCUGUCCACUACUGCUGCCUGGCUUCCACCACUCAGCUCAUCCCGUGGGCAAGUGCCAAGUAGCACCACAUCUCUAAGGACAGUGACACUGACAACAUCGGCCACACGUGCGCAGACUGUUACAACCACAACAAACACAAGUGGUCCAACAAGUGCUCACAGCCCUUCCAAGCCCACGCCCAGAAACUCCACUGCAAGCCUUGCACCCCCCAGGAGUCCCCAAGCACAAGGCCCCACCAUCCCGAUGUCAAUGGACUGGUCUGUGGUUGACACAGCAAGUAGGCCCGCACCCCACUCCACCACGAGCCCAGAGCUCACCAACCCCCCCUCCACCAAGACUCCAGAGCCCACCACCUCCUCCUCCACCAGGACUCCAGAGCCCAUCACCACCCCCUCCACCAAGACUCCAGAGCCCACCACCACCCCCUCCGUGGUUUCAGUGCCCUCAACAGUGGUGACCACCACCAAGGAACAAGCUGAGGAGUCAGCUGCCAACAGAGUGCCAGUGCCUCACACCAGCUUGAGCCCUGAGGUGGAGGCCACAUCCCCCAUGACACAGCCAAGCCCUAUUCCAUCCAUCUGGGGAGCCAAAGGGCCAGGCACAUCCCAGACACCAGAGCUGGUGGAGACCAAAGCCACACCUGGUACUGUUUCCACUUGGCCAAUACCCAGGAGCUCAGGGGACCCUAAGAUGCCAGCCACGGACUCAUGCUUGCCCAGCACCCAAGGCCAGUACUUGGUGGUGACCACCAAGCCCCUGAUCCUACCCCCAGUGAGCAAAACUUUUCUCCUGGUAGUGCUCUUACUCGGGGUGACCCUUCUCAUCGCAAUCCUGGUUUUGUUUGCCCUGCAGGCCUACGAGAGCUACAAGAAGAAAGACUACACCCAGGUGGACUAUUUAAUCAAUGGAAUGUAUGCAGACUCAGAAAUGUGAGGCUGGGGGGGCCCGGCCUUUGGUGGCUCCAGUGGGUGCUGGAAGGCUGGGCCUCUCCCUCGUCCUUUCACCAUGCCUCUGAG